ACCGGAAGUGAGCGCGCAUAACUCUCUCGUCUUUUCUCCUCCCUUCUCUGGCGGUGACGCUAGCGAACCGGAGAGCCGCCGCCAGGCCGCCAGACCUGGGAUGGAUCUAGAAGAAGCUUUCCAAGUUGUCGGCGAGUUUGGACCCUACCAGAAGCGGGCCGUGGCUGUCCUGGUUCUGACACAGGUCUACAUGGCCUGUCAGUCUAUGUUGAUAGUUCUGGUUGGUUAUACGCCAGAGUACCGCAUCGAUCAGCUGGACGCCGUCCCCCCCGGCCUGCAGGACGGCGUCCCCCCCAGCCUGCAGGACGGCGUCCCCCCCAGCCAGCAGGAGCUCCUCCAACACGUCACCUUUACCGAGGACAUCGACUCCAUCGUGACCGAGUGGUUCCUGAUCAAGCAUCAGGCCUACAAGGUCAGUCUAGCCGGGUCGCUGUUCUUCGCCGGGCUGCUGGUCGGGAACGUGGUCUUCGGGCCGCUCUCGGAUCGGAUCGGAAGGAGGCCCGUGUACCUGACAGGUCUGUUUUUCGAGGUGAUUUUCGGGUAUUUGACGGCGGUGGCGCCCAGCUACGAGGUCUUCGCCGCGUCCCGUCUCCUGGUCGGCCUGAUGAACGGCGGCAUCGGCCUCGUCUGCUUCGUCCUCACCCAGGAGUACGUGGGCAAGUCCUACUGGGCCAUGACCGGGACGUUGACCAGCAUGAGUUUUGCGAUCGGCAUCGCCCUGUUCGGAGCUCUGGGAUACUUCAUCCGGCCGUGGAGGAACCUGGCGACUGUGGCGAACUCGUCCGGUGUCCUGUUCUUCCUGAUGUCCGUAAGUCUUCCAGAGUCUCCUCGCUGGCUUUAUUCUCAGGGUCAGACGGAGCGAGCUGAAGAGGUUCUGCGCUACAUGGCGCUGAGGAACGGGAACGCUGCCAAGAACCUGGUGCUGAAGCACGUGGGUUCUGCCAAAGGGGGGAGGCGUGGGAACCGGGCCGGCGUCCUGCAGCUGGUGGUCCACCCAGUCCUCCGUCUGAGGACCAUGGUGCUCAUGUACGUCUGGUACGCCUGCAGUCUGGUGUACUACGGUCUGACUCUGGGGGCCAGUGAGACCUCCGGUAGCCGGUAUCUUAACGUGGCGAUGUACGGCCUGGUGGAGCUGCCCGCCUACCCCCUCUGCAUGUACUUCAUCAACAAAGACUG
Messenger RNA from Etheostoma spectabile (orangethroat darter), 1176 nucleotides. RefSeq names its product solute carrier family 22 member 15 (gene slc22a15). Gene Ontology annotation, biological process: transmembrane transport. The record is from RefSeq and is a predicted model, not a curated record. Gene Ontology annotation, molecular function: transmembrane transporter activity. Lineage: Eukaryota; Metazoa; Chordata; Actinopteri; Perciformes; Percidae. Gene Ontology annotation, cellular component: membrane.